Molecule: messenger RNA, 729 nt
Organism: Seminavis robusta
Lineage: Eukaryota; Bacillariophyta; Bacillariophyceae; Naviculales; Naviculaceae
Source: the annotation of a GenBank genome assembly
AUGCCAGGAACCGGACCAAGAGCCAAGUAUUGGAGCUUCACUCUAAACAACUACACCCCAGCGGAUAUAGACCGCCUGUCAUCAGCCACCUCUACUGCAGAAAUCGAUUACCUAAUUUUCGGUCGGGAAGUCGGUGCAUCGGGUACACCACAUCUUCAAGGUACUGUUUGCUUCCAAUCCCGGAAGAGGCUCCAACAGGUAACAACCCUGAUUGGAAGAGCCCAUUGUUCCGUUACAAGACAUCUCUCGCAAAGCAUCGAGUACUGCAAGAAAGACGGAGAUUUUUCAGAACUAGGAAACAUCCCAACCGAGACGUCGUCUGGUCGAAAAAAAGGAAAUUCAGACCUUGAGGAAUUCAAACAAUCGGUCAAGGAAGGAGUCACAGACCCAGUAGAACUCCGCGAACUUCACUCCGACAUCUGUGCACGAGUUCCUCGGUUCGUCAGAGAGUACGUCGACGAUCACCGCCCGAAACCAACCACUGAAUGUCACCCCCUCAGGAACUGGCAAGCCAGUCUGAACGAAUCCCUGAGGCGUACAGCCAACACCCGUGAAAUCAUCUUCGUCGUGGAUAAAACCGGGAAUCAAGGUAAGAGUUGGUUUGCCCGGUAUUAUUGUGAACUACACGAUAACGCGCAAAUCGUGGUACCUGGAAGGAAAGCCGACAUGGCGUACGUGAUCAACGAAGAAAGUAAAGUCUUCUUUUUCGAUUGUCCCCGAAGCAAGUAA